AUGGAUUCGGGAACAGAAAACUCAGACUCCCAGAGCCCCUCCAUCCAAAGUGCCACUGAGCAGCCUCCCUCCCAAAAGAACUUCUUUGAAGAAAGGCACUCAGAUGUGGAUCAGAAACUAUUAGGAGAAGAAGGAUCAGAGGCCAAGACAAAUGAGGAAGAGAAUUGUAAGAAGAGGAAACGCAAAGGCAGAAAUAGCUGCAAUCUCUCAGAAGCAGAAAGCUGCUCCGACUGCGAGAGCUCCGGGAAGAGGAAAAGCAGUUCCAGGGACAGCCUCGGCAAGACAGCAGGGGCCUCUCUAGAAGAGAUGUGCAGUGUGACUUCGGGAAAGAUCGGAAAGGUCUCUGAUAAUGAUCAAAGUGGUGACAGCAAAGAGACUGGAAGUGCCCAUCAUAGGAGAGGCCAGAGAAGGCGCACUGGGCACAGCAAGAGGCCCAGAUCACGGUCCUCCAGAGUCCAGACACCUCCUCUGCUUCGGAAAAGCCUGGUGACUUCCCUUCGCACCAUGUCUGAGGCCAUUUAUCAGAACAUCGUUCUGCUGCAGAACCAGCAGCUUCCUUUCUCGCUGAGCUGGGAGAAGUACAUCCUGCUCACCCAGCUCCGGGAGCAUCUGCGCACCCAGGCGCAGACCAUCUAUGCCAUGGCCACCCAAGCGGCCUAUGCCUUCCCUGCCGAGGGCUGGCUUGUCCCAGCCCCACUACCAGGUCCCUCGGGUCCAGCAGGGGAUGAAGGAGAAGCCCAGAGCCCCUCCUAG
Phyllostomus hastatus (greater spear-nosed bat) is the source of this 753-nucleotide messenger RNA. Its product is annotated as protein FRG2-like. The record is from RefSeq and is a predicted model, not a curated record. The transcript has 4 exons. Lineage: Eukaryota; Metazoa; Chordata; Mammalia; Chiroptera; Phyllostomidae. The coding region runs from base 1 to 753 and encodes 250 amino acids.